AUGACUCUGAUUGAUUUGGCGCCGUUGUUGCUAGCCCUCCCGACGUUGUUUGUGUCAUUGACACUUACGGUGACUACAUCCGAACUCGAUGUAACGUCAUACCUAAUAUUGAACUUGCUCCAAGCUAUACUGUUUUCCUCCAUGGUGAUGGUCAUAGUGAAAGUUAUCUUGAGGAUGAUUUUUGGACAUACCAGGGAAGACCACACUGAUGCGAAGGGAGACGUUUUGGGGAACAUGUUGUACCUGUGGUCUCCGUUGGUUCUGUUGUUUUUGGCUAAUUCAUAUCUAGGACCAAUACGCGUGGUUUCCUUGUUGGUGGUGUCUCAAAUUCUCAACAAAAAGGUGAAGAAGUCGUUCCAUAGAUCGUUUGAGAUGGAGAAUAACUACAAAGUGUCGGACAAAAGCCAUGCCAUAUUAUUCUACGAGAAGUAUCAGCUUCAAUUCGUUUUUCUAGCUUCGGUAACAUUCGAUCUAUUGCAAGAUUACUAUGCCGGAAAUAGCAUGACAGAGACUAUAAUUGGAUAUUUCUCCUUAGCGGUCCCAUGUUUUUUCUCUAAGGAUUCAUAUGAACCAGAUGAAGUCAGGCCAACUACCACAGGUCCUUCGAACAUAUCAUUGUCCAGUAGAAUGCAUAUUUUCAUUAUUGGAUUGAGUUUCAUCAUGAUCACAUAUAAGUAUGUGGAUGUCUACAAUUUCAAGAUGCUAUUGAUUUCAAUUGGUUCGCUGUUUAUUUUGAUUUGUAGCCAGUUUGAGAACGAGAAGAUCGAUUCCUUGAAAGUUUCAAGCUUAUUAAAUGACAUCAUCAAUACCGACCUGAUCCUACAGUGCUACAAAGUGAACUAUUGCAUUUUAAAUUUGUUUAUCCUAGUUAUCACUUUUCUAAAUGAAAGUGUUGCCCCGGAUUUCGUCUUUGCGGUUCAAUUCACCGAUUUUUUUAGAAACCAUGCUCUUUCGCUUGUCUUUAGCAUCUUAUCAAUCUUCCUCAUCAGGAUCAAAGAUCUUCAAAUAAAGAAAAGGCCAGCUUUUUUGAAUGAUAACGGUACUUUUGCUGACGAAACAAACGUCACCUUCUUCUCCUUGUUCAUGCAGUUGGUGAAUUCUGAAGAAUCUAAAUCGAUCUUCAACUUUUUGUUGCUAAACAUUGCCUUCAUGUUUAUCCAAUUGUUGUAUUCUUUUAGAUCCAGAUCUUUGAGUUUGUUGAGCGACUCUCUUCAUAUGCUCCUUGAUUGCAUGUCGUUGUUCUUAGGCUUAAUGGCGUCUGUAAUCAGCAAACACAACGCCAAGCACCCUACCGAUAAGUAUCCUUUUGGUUUAGCCAGAAUAGGCACGUUAUCAGGCUUUACAAAUGGAUCAUUGCUUCUCGGUAUUGUUUUUGGUAUUUUUAACGAGUCCAUUCAACGGUUUUUCAAUCCGGUCACUUUAGAAAACACUACCGAACUCUUGAUUGUCAGUACGUUAGGAUUCUUGGUUAAUUUAGUAGGUAUCUUUGCAUUUAACCAUGGCCAUGAUCAUUCUCACGGACACAGCCACUCUCACGGACACAGCCACUCUCACGGACAUAGCCACAUUGAGGAUCACACUUGCAACCAUAAUCAUGAAAACAAAGAAAAACACUCGCAUGACACCAAGAACUCAUCUGCGCAUGCCGACAGUAACGAUUCCGAUCAUCAUAAACACGAACAUUCUCACAGUGAAAAUCACAGUGGACACUCUCAUAAGCACGAAAAGGACGAACACUCACAUGAUGACGAUAAGGAAAUACAUAAGGUUACUUUUAAUCUUGAGCAUCUGAAGGAAUCCGAUGUAGAGGUUUCCAGCUGUCAACAUCAACAUACAGAUACCCAUAUACACGACGAUGACAAUAUGCAUGGUAUUUUUCUUCAUAUUAUGGCCGAUACUCUGGGUUCGGUUGGUGUUAUUAUUUCCACCAUAAUAAUCAAACUUACAGGGUGGAAUUUUGUAGAUCCACUCACUUCGAUUUUGAUUGCUACCUUGAUUUUUGUUUCUGCUAUCCCAUUGAUUAAGUCAUCAUCAUCCAGUUUGUUACUUUCGUUGAACAGUGAUACUGAAACCGAACUGAAGAGUCUCCUUGAAGGUGUCCUAAAUGUUCCGGGAGUAAAGUCAUAUACAACACCACGAUUCUGGCCCCAGGACGGCCCUAACUCCUCAUUGAUUGGAUAUCUACAUGUUCAAUACUAUCGGACUGAGAACGAACUUCAAAUAAAGACCAAAAUCGAUCGCAUGUUCCAAAAGAGCAGCAUAAUCAACACGUUUUAUUUACAACUGGAGAAUGAAAUAGACGAAUGUUGGUGUCGAAAAGAAGGUGUCUUUAGUACCUUUUAA
Messenger RNA from Pichia kudriavzevii, 2343 nucleotides. RefSeq lists its product as uncharacterized. The transcript has a single exon. Gene Ontology annotation, cellular component: Golgi apparatus; membrane. Lineage: Eukaryota; Fungi; Ascomycota; Pichiomycetes; Pichiales; Pichiaceae. Gene Ontology annotation, biological process: intracellular zinc ion homeostasis; zinc ion transport; transmembrane transport. Gene Ontology annotation, molecular function: zinc ion transmembrane transporter activity. Bases 1 to 2343 code for a protein of 780 amino acids. The record is from RefSeq and is a predicted model, not a curated record.